Molecule: messenger RNA, 2806 nt
Organism: Bemisia tabaci
Lineage: Eukaryota; Metazoa; Arthropoda; Insecta; Hemiptera; Aleyrodidae
Product: probable methylmalonate-semialdehyde/malonate-semialdehyde dehydrogenase [acylating], mitochondrial
Biological process (GO): L-valine catabolic process; thymine catabolic process
Cellular component (GO): mitochondrion
Molecular function (GO): methylmalonate-semialdehyde dehydrogenase (acylating, NAD+) activity
Source: RefSeq, a predicted model, not a curated record
CGAAAGUAGAGUAGAGCACAUGUGGGAUAGCGAAAGCUUGAUCACGUCAUUCAAGUUUGUUGCUUGCGUGUUUUUUAAUUGUUGAAUUAGCUAUCAGUUAUCGGCCUCGUGCGAGAUGUGAGUUGAGCUUGCAGCUUUCUUAUCACGUGUGUAUAACCUCUUGUUGUCUCAAAGCGGUCUGCUGACAAUCUUUAAAUUGAAAACAAGGGAAUUCAAAAACAGGUGUUUUCCUCCCUAGUGAUCGUGUAUUUUCUCCUACUUCCAACCACAGUUUCACCAUGAUUGUUGUCAACAAGUCGUACUCACUACUCCGCAAAAAAGCCCUGAAAGACCUGUGUGAUGUCUCUUUCAAGCAAAAUCGCGGUGUUUCAACGCACAAACUAUACAUCGAUGGAAAAACUGUCGAGUCUCAGGCCACCGAAUGGGUUGAUUUGCAUGAUCCAGCCACUAAUAAGGUGGUUACGAGAGUUCCAAUUUCAACGCAAUCCGAAAUGGAAGCUGCUGUCGCAUCGGCCAAGGCAGCCUACAAAUCCUGGUCCCGAACAUCCAUCAUGUCUAGACAACAAAUUCUUUUCAAAUUUCAAGAAAUAAUUAGGAAAAAUAUGAAAGAACUGGCAGCAAACAUUACUCUAGAACAAGGGAAAACUCUAGCGGAUGCAGAAGGGGAUGUUUUACGUGGCUUACAGGUUGUGGAACAUUGCUGUGGCAUUCCAUCUCACUUUCUGGGUCAUACUUUAGCCGGUGUCGCGAAAGACCUUGAUAUUCACUCGUACAGAGUACCUUUGGGUGUUACUGCUGGGAUCACUCCAUUCAACUUCCCUGCAAUGAUACCUCUUUGGAUGUUCCCAGUUGCGUUAGCUUGUGGUAAUACUCAUGUUAUCAAGCCUUCAGAAAGAAACCCCGGUGCGUGUAUGAUGUUAGUAGAAAUGUUGACUGAAGCUGGUGCCCCACCAGGUGUUGUGAAUGUCAUUCACGGAACUCACGACUCCGUCAAUUUCAUCUGCCGCCAUCCAGACAUCCAAGCAAUAUCAUUUGUCGGAUCUGAUCAGGCUGGCAAGUAUAUAUACAAAGAGGGUAGCGCUCAUGGAAAGCGAGUACAAAGCAACAUGGGGGCCAAAAAUCACGGAGUUGUUCUUCCAGACGCUAACAAAGAGGACACACUAAACCAGUUGGUCGGAGCCGCUUUUGGUGCUGCGGGCCAGCGAUGUAUGGCCUUGAGCACUGCCAUAUUUGUCGGCGAAGCUAAAAAUUGGAUCACUGAUCUUAAGAUCAGAGCAGAAAAACUGAAAGUCAAUGCGGGUCACGUCCCCGGAACAGACUUGGGUCCAGUCAUAUCGCCCAAAGCCAAAGAAAGAAUUCUAAGUCUAGUCCAAUCAGGAGUUGACGAAGGAGCCACAUUAUUAUUAGAUGGUCGAGGUAUUUCCGUACCUGGUUACGAGCAGGGGAACUUUGUUGGACCCACCAUUUUAACUGAUGUGAAGCCUAACAUGCUCUGCUACAAAGAAGAGAUUUUUGGACCAGUUUUAAUAUGUUUAAAUGUUGACACCUUAGAUGAAGCCAUAGCUAUAAUUAAUGCAAACCCCUACGGAAACGGCACAGCUCUCUUCACCACAAAUGGUGCAGCAGCUCGUAAAUUCACUUUUGAAGCAGACUGUGGACAGGUUGGUAUUAAUGUUCCUAUCCCAGUGCCCUUAUCAAUGUUCUCUUUUACGGGAUCUAGAGGUUCGUUCCGAGGAGACACUCACUUCUAUGGUCAGCAGGGUAUUGACUUCUACACUGAGACAAAAACUGUCACACAGCUGUGGCGAGAAAAAGAUGUAACUCACAGUCAAGCCUCUGUCUCUAUGCCCGUCAUGCGAUGAUUAUCUUACCUUGAACAAGUAAAUUUUACUUGAAGUCAUUCCAUCACACCAACCAAAAUCGUAUGCUGAAGGUUCAUAUGAGAAAUUUCCAAACGUUGCUUCCUCCUCUGCAGUGCUCUAAAAAUGUCUCCUCAAUCGAAGGAAAAUUAUAUUUGUUGUGAUUAAUUUCUUCCUUUUUUUUAAGUGAAAACAUUCCAUUUCAAGCGCCAUGUUCGACCAGAAAAUUUGGUACUUAUACCAACCAAAAUUUUUACUGCAGACCUCAACGGUAUCAAAGCAGGAUAUUAAUAUUUAGCUCAAGGCAACUGAAAGAACUGCUUUUCAUUUUCCAUGCUUUCGCAUUCCCUGCUAAGGUUUUUUCUCCAUAAUAAAUUUGCAUUGUGCAAGAACGGAUUACAAGUUCUGGCUGUCCUUUCAAUCAGAUAUGUAUUUCCUCUCUCAGGGAGAAAUUUCUCUUAAUUUCUAGUGUAUCUGCUGUGUCUUCCAUUCUUAAAAUAAGUAAUUAGCCUCAUGUUUUGCGUGUUUUGAGUAAUUAUGUUUUUGUAUUGUGGGUUGUAUGUAUUUUAUUACAUAUUCUGUUUUCUUAUUCUAAUGUCUUUGCAAAACUCAGACAAAUUUUCUGAGCCAAAAGCGUGCUUAAUGACUUGCCGAGGCUCUUUGGUUUUAAUGGAGGUUUGCCUUUGCUUUGCAUGGAAUCACAAGCUAAUCAAAAAUUCACAAAGGAAAAUUAUAAGCGUGUUGGAGACUGGCACCCUAUUUUAGUUUAAAUUUGUCAAGCUCCGAAUUCCUUACCUGAUGAAACUUACGUAAAUUCUAAUUUUUAAAAGUACCUGCGCUGAGGCCUUUUUGCCUCCUUAUUUUUGACCAUUUUGGUACACAUUAUUGUCAGUCAAUGAAUUUGUUUUUGUGCGUUUUCCGUUAAUAUUAUACAAUUUUUUUUCAUC